Messenger RNA from Episyrphus balteatus (marmalade hoverfly), 2331 nucleotides. RefSeq lists its product as uncharacterized. The transcript has a single exon. NCBI's taxonomy places the organism in Eukaryota, Metazoa, Arthropoda, Insecta, Diptera, Syrphidae. The coding region runs from base 1 to 1116 and encodes 371 amino acids. The record is from RefSeq and is a predicted model, not a curated record.
AUGAAUGCUGAUCGUAAGGAAGGAAAACAGAAAUCAACAAACCAAGCCCGAACUCCCUCUUCAAGAACUUACCAUUACCAUGCAACAUUGAACACCAUCAAAUGCAAGUUGUGUAAAGGCGAUCAUCCACUCUACACAUGCAGAACAUUUUUGCAGAAGGGAAUAUACCAGAGAAAUGAAUAUGCAAAAGAAAAUAAACUUUGUAUAAACUGUCUAAGACCAGGACACUUCACCCAAACCUGCAUGUCAACAAGAAGAUGUCAAAAAUGUAAUAGGAAGCAUCAUACUUCGGUGCACUUCGACCAAAAUCCAGAAAAUCCGAGACAAUCAAUGGCUGUUGAACGAACAACCCAAUCCGGGAGGUUGCAGUCCCACAACUGCACAACAGGCAGUAGUGUUCUUCUAGCAACAGCUGUUAUCAAAAUAAAUGGACCAAACAAUAACAUACAAUGUGUCAGAGCAUUAAUAGACCAAGGCUCUCAAGCAUCGUUUAUCACCGAAGAUGUAGCAAACAAACUACAACUACAAAAAACAAAGGUUGAUGUAACAGUAUCCGGACUUGGCUCACACGAGGUAUCAAGAGUAAAAUAUAAAGUAAACAUCACUCUAAGCAACAAUCCAAAAAUCUGUACCACUGCAUAUGUCCUAAAAAAUGUCACAAAAACACUCCCAUCUACACGUAUAAAAACAGAGUGGGGACACCUACAAAAAUUAAUACUAGCUGAUCCUACAUACAACAUUCCAGGCAAAAUCGACAUGAUCGUGGGUGCAGAAGUGAUUGCCGAAAUACUCCAGGAAGGAGUCAUCAAGGGAAAGCCAGGCUCACCUAUAGCCCAACAAACCAUCUUUGGGUGGAUUAUAUCUGGAAAUACUGGCAACAACACUCAACAAUUAUCAUGUCAUAUCACAUUAACUGACUUGGACAAUCGAAUAAGCAAGUUCUGGAAUACUGAAGACCUAAGAAAUGAAACACAAGAAAGCCAAACAAAUAAAUGCGAAGACUAUUACCAGCAGACUGUAUCUCGAAACAAGGAAGGAAGGUACGUUGUGAGAAUACCGUUCGAAGUUCAACCAGAACUUUCAAACAAUCAAUCAAAGAAGAGAGCGAUUGCAUGAUUGCAAGAUUACUUCACAUGGAAAAAAUCUUUGCAAAAAAUCAAAAAUUAGCCGAAGACUACAAAACGUUUAUGAAGGAGUAUAUUGAGUUAGGACAUAUGAGCAAAUGCAUAACAGACAAUGAACAAGGGGCAUACUAUCUACCACACCACGCUGUUAGUAACCCGAACAGCUCAACGACAAAACUAAGGGUAGUAUUUGAUGCCUCAGCGAAAUCUGCAACAGAAAACAGCCUCAACCAAAUAAUGCAUACAGGGCCCAAAAUCCAAGAAGACCUGACUUCAAUUCUCAUACGGUGGCAAAAGCAUAGAAUUGUAUUCUCAGCUGACAUUCAGAAGAUGUACCGACAAAUCUUAAUCGACAUCCCAGAUCGUAAAUACCAACGUAUCUUAUGGAGAAACUCCCCAAAUGAAGAAAUCACGGAAUAUGAACUAAACACUGUCACUUAUGGAACAGCAUCAGCACCAUAUCUAGCUAUAAGAACACUGAAACAACUGGCAGAAGACGAAGGGAAGAAUUAUCCGCAAGCCGCUUAAAGUCUAUUAACAGAUUUCUAUGUGGAAGAUGUCAUGUCAGGUGGAGACUCAAUUGAAGAAAUAAGAGAACAGAAAAAACAACUCACGAAUCUCCUCAAAACUCUUGGGUUCCAGUUACAUAAGUGAAAUAGCAAUAUCAAUAGGUUACUGGGAAAAGUAGUAAACUCCAUAAAGAGCCUCGAAUUAGAUAAAGAAGAAUACGUCAAAACACUUGGCAUUCAGUGGCAUCCAUCAAAGGACUACUUCUCGUUCGAAGUCAAGCCGUAUGAAGCAAAUUCCACCUGGACAAAGAGGAGUGUGUUAUCAGAAAUAGCCCGAAUAUUCGAUCCACUAGGGUGGCUCGCACCGAUCGUUCUACGAGCAAAAUUACUGAUGCAAGACAUUUGGAUGGAACACAACCUUGACUGGGAUGAUCCAAUUCCCACCACACUGAAAACGAAAUGGAAAGAUUACAGAAGCGAUCUCAACAGUAUAACCAAUAUCAAAAUAGAAAGAUGGACGAAAUACUCACGUAAUGUCAACAAGAUUGAAAUUCAUGGUUUUUGCGAUGCAUCUGAAAGAGCAUAUGGCUUCAACAUAUACAUGAGAAUCAUAGAUAAAAAUAACAAGAUUACAACAACCUUAUUAACUUCCAAAACAAGGGUGGCAAUAAAACAAAAGAAACAAAAUGACAAGAAAC